Molecule: messenger RNA, 2381 nt
Organism: Patiria miniata (bat star)
Lineage: Eukaryota; Metazoa; Echinodermata; Asteroidea; Valvatida; Asterinidae
Product: lengsin-like
Exons: 2
Coding region: 117-1298 (393 amino acids)
Cellular component (GO): cytoplasm; membrane
Molecular function (GO): glutamine synthetase activity
Source: RefSeq, a predicted model, not a curated record
AUAAAAGAGCACUGAGCGGUGGGUUUCAUCUGAAAUAAUUGAAAUUUCAAGAACCGUUAUUUUUGUUGGCAGACCAUACGUUUGUGAAACCUCGCUGGCACGUUUCUGUUCAGAAGAUGGCCGACUUCCAGAGCUUCCUUUCCGUUGUCGAGCGUCUGAAGAGUGUCGACGCCGACUUGUUUCUUUUCGAGGUAUGCGACUUCUUCGGGAGGCCCCAGACCGUUUGUGUUUCCCGCAGCAAGCUUGAGGAAGCUGUGGAGGACGGGGUAGAGCUUCCCGUCCGUGCAGUAGUCAAAGAAAACGGAGGUAUUUCGAGCGAGUUCUUCGACAAGAUCUGCACCCUUCGGGCUGACCCUACCGGCGCUAUCCUCCGGCAUCCGUUCCACCGAAGCAUGGCUUAUGUCCUGGCCGAGCCCUACAUCCACGGCGGCCCCAUGACAAGCUACUCAAGGUGCGUCGCCAGGAAGCAACUCAGCCGUCUAGCGGAGCUUGGCUUCACUCUCAAGUCUUCCUUCCGUCUCGGGUUCUCCCUGAAAGCUAGGAAAGACGAUUUUGAGCGCUUCAACCGAGAGGUCCUCAUCAAGCAAUUCUUCGACUUCUCAGAUCGCAUCGGCAAGGAUUUCGAAGUAGAGAGCUUGCACGCUGGCACAGCGGCCGACCGUAUGGAUGGAACCUACAAAGCGGUUCCAGGGAUCAAGGGAGCCGACUACGCCCAGUACUUCAAGACCUUCAUCCGAGAGGCCGCGGGUACCUUCCUCUACGAUGUAUCCUUCUUGGAGAAUCCAUAUCUCCUGUAUUUCCGCCACUCUCUCUGGGACGCCAACGGCAAGAAAGACCUCACCACUGAUCCAGACAGUCCGCUGGGACUGUCAGAAGCUGCACAGCACUGGAUGGCGGGAAUCCUGGAGCACAUGCCGGCAAUCACCCGAUUCACUUUCCCAACUACAUCCUGUUGGCCCGCGUCUGAACCUCUUGCCCCAAACAACCGAUGGCAUAAGGACAGCACCGGGUCCUCACUGCGUCUUCGCGUGGGCGGUGAGGGCCAGACCUUCGUGGAGACCCGCCAGGGCACGGGCCGAUGCAACCCUUAUCUCCUGAUGGCAGCGGUGGUGGCAGCCGGGAUCGACGGCAUCGAAAAGAAGCUGCCUCUUCCAGAAGCUGGCACCGAUGGCAAAGAGAUGCCCUCGAGUGUUGAUAAGGCCACCGAGGCCUUCAAGGCAGACGAGGUCUUGAUGGCAGCAUUUGUCCCAGAAAAAGAUUUCCUCGAUCUCAUGGAAGGGACGCUGAGUUAUAUGUAAUAUGAUGGCGUAGAUGUCUGUCACAUUUCAAGGUAAUAUUAACGACAGCAGGCAAAGUUAUGACGACGUCAAAUAAAUUAAAAGCAGCAUUUUUAGUUUAAAAUGAAUCGCAUUUAUAUAAUAAACAUUGAAUGAUAAAGUGCAUUUGACUCUAUAUGUUGGUGAACACCAUUAAAUGGUGGUUGUCACAUUCUAGUUCUACCAUUAACGUGAACGUAAAAUACAUGGUGAAAUGUUUAGAAUAAAUCGUAUAACUCAGUGCCAACAAACAUCGAAUGAAAAAAAAGUACAUUUGACUCUAUUUUGUCAAUGAACACCAUUAAAUGGCAGUUGUCACAUUCUUCCAUCAUAUUGGAAUAGUUCCUAACGUAAAAUACAUGGGGGAAUGCUUAGAAUUCAUGGUAUAACUUAUAUUAUCCAAGACUAUGAACAGCUAUCGUUAUAAUAGCUCAUUGUAAUCCAUCUCACGGGGAAAAAUGGUACUUUUCGCUAUGCAUGUAUUAGUAUUUUCAAAUAUUAAGCUGCUUUCAUUAUAAGUGUUUAUCGCUAGGAGUGAAAUCUAAAAUCGGAUUGCAUGUGACGAUUUAUAGUUUGAUUGUUGUUUACAAGAACACGCCGUGUUUAAAGGGGUACUCAGUCAGUGAAUUUUACACAAAACAUACUAAGCAUGUUUAGAGUAUCAAUGGACGGUUAAAGGGAAUGUAUAACAUGGGCUUUGGCAGAAAUAAGUGCAUAUGGAGGAUUUAUAUGUUUUAGCAAAUAUUGUUAAACUGACUUGUUUCGCGUUUUUGGCUUGUAGAUGCUGGAAAAACCAAGAAAACCAAUUAUAUUCUUGUAGUCUGGUUCCCUGACCCCACUUAAGAUGAAAUGGAGCAAUUUAUAGACUCUGGGGAAUUGUAUUGCCAGAGUAUCAAUUUAGCUGGCUUGUACCCGUUCACAUGUGUGUAAUCAAUUGCAAAGAAAAUGUGGAAUUACCAGAUGUAAGGAAUAUGGAGUAGUUUUGAAAAUAGCCGGUUUUCUCCAGCGCUGGUCGGCUGACCAGCGUUGGAAAAAUACAAUUUUUCUUGAAAAUGUCAGCACACC